CCUGUGUCGAUCCCCCCUCCCCUCCCGUUUCCCCCCCUUGGAGCGUCUGAGAAAGGGUGGGGGGGACCCGAAGAAGCGUCGACCAGCCCGGGAUACGCACAUUUUUGGGGGGCCACCAUGGGAUGUACCCUGAGCGCGGAGGAGCGAGCCGCCUUGGAGAGGAGCAAAGCGAUUGAGAAAAACCUCAAAGAAGAUGGCAUCAGCGCGGCCAAAGAUGUGAAAUUACUCUUGCUAGGGGCUGGGGAAUCUGGGAAAAGCACCAUUGUGAAGCAAAUGAAGAUCAUCCAUGAAGAUGGCUUCUCUGGAGAAGACGUGAAGCAGUACAAGCCCGUUGUCUAUAGCAACACAAUUCAAUCUCUGGCAGCUAUUGUCCGUGCAAUGGACACCCUGGGCAUAGAAUAUGGUGACAAGGAGAGACGGGCUGAUGCCAAGAUGGUCUGUGAUGUGGUCAGUCGGAUGGAAGAUACAGAACCGUUCUCCCCAGAGCUGCUGUCAGCAAUGAUAAGACUCUGGGCAGAUUCUGGCCUCCAAGAAUGCUUCAAUCGGUCCCGGGAAUAUCAGCUCAAUGACUCCGCUCAAUACUACCUAGACAGCUUAGAUCGAAUUGGAGGUGCUGACUACCAGCCAACAGAGCAAGAUAUCCUUCGAACCAGGGUCAAAACCACUGGCAUUGUAGAAACCCAUUUCACGUUCAAAAACCUCCACUUCAGGCUGUUUGAUGUUGGAGGUCAGAGGUCAGAACGUAAGAAAUGGAUCCACUGUUUUGAGGAUGUCACAGCAAUCAUUUUCUGUGUCGCGCUGAGCGGGUAUGACCAGGUGCUCCAUGAAGACGAAACCACGAACCGCAUGCAUGAGUCUCUAAUGCUCUUCGACUCCAUCUGUAACAACAAAUUCUUCAUUGAUACCUCCAUCAUUCUCUUCCUCAACAAGAAAGACCUUUUCGGUGAGAAGAUCAAGAAAUCACCUCUGACCAUCUGCUUCCCUGAAUACACAGGUCCCAACACAUAUGAGGAUGCUGCAGCUUAUAUCCAAGCACAAUUCGAAAGCAAAAACCGUUCGCCAAACAAGGAGAUUUACUGUCACAUGACAUGUGCGACGGACACGAACAACAUCCAAGUGGUAUUCGACGCUGUCACCGACAUCAUAAUUGCCAACAAUCUCCGAGGCUGCGGCUUAUACUGACCCCCCUCCCCCCCUUUCUCCUUCCCAUCCUGUAUAGCGAGCAACAUAUUUGGAAACAAUCACGAGAGGAAAAUAAAAUAAAAUAAAAUAUUUGAAAAAAAAGACAAAACUAAAUAUGAGUCUCACACACACACACACACACACACACACAAACACACACACACUUAAUGAAUCAUGCAAGUUGGUAAAUAAAAAGGCAUAAUGAAAAUUAUAUAUACAUAUAAAUAUAUGUACAUGUAUAUCUAUAUGUAUAUAUAGAAAUAUUUAAAAACAACAAUUUCAUGUUUAGUUUGCCUCAAAGAGAUCUGGAUAGAACAGAUGCCCCUAAUAAGAUCUUAGCCCUUUCUUCCUGCUAAAGUAACCAAAUGGCAGAUAAUUCAAUGUAAAAGUUGUCUUCAGAUAAUGGUAAGGAAAAAGACCGAACAACAAACUAUCCACUGAUUUUUUCUAAACUGUCUGCCCGUAUAUUUAAAGCAUAACAUAUCCUGUGAAUUUUAAAAGGAAUCAACUUUCUUAAAAAGGAAAAAAAAGUAGUAAUGUUAUUUUUUUAAAACUCCUUUGUGCAUAG
Elgaria multicarinata webbii is the source of this 1750-nucleotide messenger RNA. It is a transcript of the gene GNAO1, whose product is annotated as G protein subunit alpha o1. Gene Ontology annotation, biological process: G protein-coupled dopamine receptor signaling pathway; adenylate cyclase-modulating G protein-coupled receptor signaling pathway. Bases 118 to 1182 code for a protein of 354 amino acids. The record is from RefSeq and is a predicted model, not a curated record. Gene Ontology annotation, cellular component: heterotrimeric G-protein complex. Gene Ontology annotation, molecular function: G protein-coupled serotonin receptor binding; G-protein beta/gamma-subunit complex binding; mu-type opioid receptor binding. Lineage: Eukaryota; Metazoa; Chordata; Lepidosauria; Squamata; Anguidae. The transcript is spliced from 8 exons.